UCCUGUUGGUCUCUGCAAGUCUGAUAUAACGCCCGCAAACAACUUUCACCCUAAGACCUAGCCCCGCUGUCACCAUCAACAACUCAAAUCUGCGGCCCCAUCCAUGCCCUCCAAGCUACUGAAACGCUUCAAAAGCCGCCGCGUCACCCUCACUCCGGAGUCUGACGGCACCCGUGACUCUCAACAUCCAACUUCCGACCACGUCAAACGCUGUUGGUACAAAAAGCCCAUGUUUGAUUUUUGGCAGGGCCUUCUUGCGGCUCUGGAAAGGAUCGCCAUGUUACCAUCACUCAUCCACUCUGUGCUCCCAUCACUAUCCUCACGAAAACGUGUACGAGAUGCACUCCGGACUUAUGAUCGAACCAUGGACGACCUCCUGCGCGAAAUCCAACGCCUCCUUGAAGCACCUCUGGAGCCUGCAAAGCUACUUCAAAUGUCUGCAGAGCUGCAGAGACAAUUCACCCCCAAACUUCAAGCCAGCGACAUCUGCAUGCUUCCUUCCUACAAUGACAAGCUGCCCACCGGUCUCGAAAAGGGAACAUAUCUUGCUCUCGACGUUGGUGGCUCCACGUUCCGCAUUGCACUUGUGGAGUUGAAUGGGAAGCAACCCGGUGCCAAAAACAUGAGCAUCGUUACCAUGAAGUGCUAUAAGAUCGAUGAAAAAGUUCGGCAGCGAAGUGGAGCCCAAUUCUUCGACUGGAUGGCUGAAAAGAUUCAACAAGCACUUGCAGAUCCUCAAUUACAAAAGUCGACAGGCACCACAAGCUUCCCGAUGGGCUUGGCGUGGUCCUUCCCGGUUGAACAAACAUCAACACGUAGUGCAAACCUUCUGGAUAUGGGCAAAGGUUUCCGCGCGACGGAAGGACUCCUUGGUCAAGACCUCAGCGAGCUGAUCAUGGCGCCAUGCAGAAAGCGAAACCUGCCUGUCCACAUGGACUCCAUCGUCAAUGACUCGUCUGCAACCUUACUUUCACGUGCUUACGAGGAUCCAUCGACGCGCUUUGCAGUGAUCCUCGGAACCGGUUUCAAUAUUUCCGUGCACCUGCCUGUUUCAUCGCUUGCGACUACCAAGUACAAAGGCUAUCCCCAGAAAUGGCUAGACGAGGCCACGCAUGUCCUCGUCAAUACCGAGUGCAGCAUGUUCGGCAAGAAUAUUUUUCCUACCACACGGUGGGACGACCAGCUCAACGAUGCACAUGUGCGACCAGACUUCCAACCCUUUGAGCAUAUGAUUAGUGGCCGCUACCUAGGCGAAAUCGUUCGAUUGAUAAUAGUCGAAGCUGUGCGGACAGCAGGCCUCUUCAGUGGUGAAAUGCCUAAUCUACUAAACGAGCCAUACACUCUCGACACCGGAACCAUCGCCGCCAUGGAGAUGGAUGGCUCAAAGCAUCUGACAAACGCCACUGCUUUGUUCCAAUCAAACCAUUCUCUCAGCAAGCCACCCACCUAUAACGAUAUCCAAUUUGUCCGCCAAAUCUCCCAACUCGUCUCCCACCGCGCGGCAGCCUUCCUCGCUACUGGUAUCCAUGCCUUAUGGGCCUUACGUAUUGAGUCGGAGGGUCUGACAUCCGCAUCUGCCGGACGAACUAGCAUUGGUUGCAACGGGUCCGUGAUCGAAAAAUAUCCCUUCUUUAGGGAACUGUGCCAGUCACAUCUGGAUGAGCUAGCUAUCGCAUCUGGCGCCGAGCCCAAGUCAAUUUCUCUUGAAAUUGCCAUGGAGUCGGCGAUCUUCGGCGCAGCUGUCGCUGCAUGCUGUUUAGAAGGAUUGUAGAUGCCAUCUUUACAGUGCAAAGCAUUCGACGCGUGUCUUACUUUAUACCCUUUCAGCGACAGCAGUUGUACAUAUUGCAUUGGCGAAUAUUUCUCUCACACUAUUUUUUCCGGCAUCUAGAAACCACUUGGACUAGAUAUGGGCAUAAGGGGCAUCACAAAAUGCAUACGGGAACUUUACGGCAGCUAGUUCCCUACGGGCAUCUAACAAACGCAUCUCUCGCCUUGCAACAAUUGCAAUGGCAGGCAUGAGCAAUGAAACGUCGUUUGAUCUACUACUCAUCAGAAUUCUCACCGCAUCUCGUUUUGCUCCACACGUUGUCUGAUUUCCUACCAUCCAUCAUGAUACAGCAAGGUAACACAAAGGGGAGAGCUAGUGGGAGCUACCGGUAAACCAAAUGGCCCUGCGUUGAAAGUGCGCACAACGUGCAUUCAAUUCAUGAGCUCAUUCCACACACCACUCCAAUAACCAGC
This is a messenger RNA of Cucurbitaria berberidis CBS 394.84, 2244 nucleotides long. RefSeq names its product actin-like ATPase domain-containing protein. The transcript has 3 exons. The coding region runs from base 104 to 1771 and encodes 555 amino acids. NCBI's taxonomy places the organism in Eukaryota, Fungi, Ascomycota, Dothideomycetes, Pleosporales, Cucurbitariaceae. Gene Ontology annotation, molecular function: fructokinase activity; glucokinase activity; D-glucose binding. The record is from RefSeq and is a predicted model, not a curated record. Gene Ontology annotation, biological process: intracellular glucose homeostasis; glucose 6-phosphate metabolic process; glycolytic process. Gene Ontology annotation, cellular component: cytosol; mitochondrion.